ACUCACUUUCUUCUUUGCAGCUCGAAACUCGAAUCUGAAACUUCUGUUCUCCUCAUAACCUGCAAGGCCGAACCCUGUGUUUGAGAAGUUAGCGUUUCUUUGUAGAGAAAUGGCGUUGGCUAGUCGCAUGAGAUCCACCAUCCCUGUCCUCAGCAAGUUUUUGAGGUCCGAAUCGUCCUGCACUCCGGUACUGCUCUCAAGGACCUAUGCCGCUGCAUCAGGGAAAAGUGAAGCAAAAGUGAAGCUUCCUAUUGCAUUGUUUGGAGGGUCUGGAAACUAUGCCUCUGCUCUGUAUAUAGCUGCAGUAAAAGCUAAUUCUUUAGACAACGUGGAGUCUGAGCUUGUUAACUUUGUCGAGGCUAUUAAGAAAAGCCCAACAUUUUCUCAGUUCACAAUGGACCUGUCAGUUCCAGCUGAAACUAGAGUUAAGGCUAUCACUGAAAUUUCUGCGGAAGCUAAAUUUUCGGAUGUCGUAAAGAACUUUUUAGUUGUGCUGGCUGAGAAUGGGAGGCUGAGAUAUGUAGAUAGCAUAGCAAAGAGAUUUUUGGAGUUGACUAUGGCUCAUAGGGGAGAAGUUGAAGCAGUUGUUACUACUGUUAUUCCCAUUCCACCACAAGAAGAGAAAGAAUUGACGGAGACGUUGCAAGAUAUAAUUGGACAGGGCAAGAAGGUUAAGCUCGAGCAGAAGAUUGAUCCCAGCAUACUUGGUGGUCUAGUUGUAGAAUUUGGCGAGAAGGUAUUGGACAUGUCCAUUAAAACCCGGGCACGUCAAAUGGAGAGGUUCUUGCGUCAACCUGUAACUUUUGAUGGACUCUGAAAAGAUGUUCAACUUCUGUGGCACAAUGUCCAUCGUCGUCAUUCUGUCAUCCAUGUUAAUGGAAAAAGAUAUUUUCUUUUUUUUCCCCGUUAUUUUUGUUGCCCUUUUACCUUAACUUGAUAUGAUGUUAUACAACCAUCUAAGUGGAAAUAAGAGUUUCGGUGGAUUAUAAUCUAGUAAAAGCUACUUGGUUUAAGAGUAUCUUAUUCCCAGGUACUUCAGAAUC
Cucurbita moschata (crookneck pumpkin) is the source of this 1043-nucleotide messenger RNA. RefSeq names its product ATP synthase subunit O, mitochondrial-like. The record is from RefSeq and is a predicted model, not a curated record. Lineage: Eukaryota; Viridiplantae; Streptophyta; Magnoliopsida; Cucurbitales; Cucurbitaceae. Gene Ontology annotation, biological process: proton motive force-driven mitochondrial ATP synthesis. Gene Ontology annotation, cellular component: membrane. Gene Ontology annotation, molecular function: proton-transporting ATP synthase activity, rotational mechanism. The transcript is spliced from 6 exons. The coding region runs from base 110 to 817 and encodes 235 amino acids.